AUGAAAACGUUCAAUACAGCGCGCACCCUGGCAGGGUUGAUGCUAGUGUUGCUAGCGACGCUACCCUACACGACCGUAGCCCGAAGCUACGAGAAGCAGUCACCCCGGAAGGGCAAAUCGGCCCAAAUCGUGUCAUCAGCGCCCACAAUCACGACCCCACUCAUGGACCUCUGCUCGGAGGACAUCAACAUGAAGCUUGCCUGCCACUGUUCGCCGGAAGGACACGCCAAAGCGCAGAAAGCAUCCUGCUCGAUCUUCGACGGUGAGCUACCCCGGAAGGACUACAACUGGCUCGCGUUUCACACGCAGAGUGAACUCGAGCAUCUAAAGUUUACCGUGCGCAAGUCGGGCAACCUCACGUACAUCCCAUCGGACGUGAUCGCGACGCUGUACAAGCUGCGCACGGUUACGAUCGAGUACGGCAUCAUCGGGGAUAUCUAUCCGUUCGCGUUUGGCAACCUAACUGAGCUGCGCGUCAUCAACCUGCCCAACAAUCAGAUCGUAACGCUUCACGGGAACGCCUUUGCGCAUCACAAAUCGCUCGAAGAGCUGAUGCUCGAGAACAACUACAUCAAGAAGAUCGAUCGGGACGCGUUCGCUGACGUACCGAAGCUGAUCAAGCUUAACCUGGGCAACAACAGCAUCGUCAACCUGCACGAUAACGGCUUCGAGGAGCUGACCAAGCUCGAGGAGCUGCGACUCGAAUCGAACCAGAUCGAGGUGCUGGCGCGUGAGUACUUCAAAGGGCUGGAGAACCUGAAGAUCCUGAAGCUGUCGUACAACGACGUCCAGUAUCUGGGUGCGUUCGUGUUCGCUGACCUCUGGAGCCUGCAGAUGCUCUUCCUCGAUAGCAACCGCAUUGUGAAAAUCGAUGAGCGUGCCUUCGACGGACUGACUAGUCUGAACUAUCUGCACCUCGAGAACAACCGCAUCACGACGAUCGACAGUGCCACGUUCACGAGCGUGUCGGCAUUGCUGCUGCUCAACCUGGACUCGAACCAGCUCACGACGAUGACGUACGGGCACAUCGUCCCGCUGAUGGACAAUCUGGUCAACAGCAGUGCGCUGUUGUCCCUGCGAGAUAAUCGCUUCGUGUGCGACUGCCGGCUGUCCUGGAUGUACGACCUGAGUGACCGCACGAGAAACGAAGAGCUACGGGAAAACCUGAAGGGCAUCGACUGCAUCCUGGGCCAGACACCCGAGGAACCGACGCGUUCACCACUGGCCAGCUCGUACGAUUUCGGUCAGCUCGAUGAGAACGGCGAGUACAUCGAUGAUUCGGCCAGCGAAAAUGACGCCCUCGCUAAGGACACACCCCAGACCGUGAACGUGCUGAAGCUGGGCCGCGAAGAGCUACCGUGUCCGGAGGAGUUGGCCGGUCCGACUGGUGAUCCGAACCCGCGCGAAUCCAAAGGCUUGUUCAACCUGUCCUGGAAUAGCUCAGCGGCUGGUGACCGGUACGGAGGCAGCAGUAGCCACGAGCUGCUGCUGCUGUUGCUGGCCGGGUUCGGUGUAGUACGUAGAACACUUAGCUGCUAAGCUCCGACACCGGUUCUUUUUUUCGGGCGGUAACUUAUUUUUGUAGUGCGUGAGUGCUUUACUUCGGCCGCGUUUUUCACCCGGUUUUCCCUCUACCUGCUCCUUAACCACCCCCACACCCGAGGAAGGGUCCUGUAACGUGCAUGUAUUAUAAUAGUGAGAACGGUGAGAAAAGGGACGAUUUUGCCAACCUAUUUCGUAGCGUCUAGCGAAAAAACACGAUAGAUAAACUAGCGAUGCCGCCGAUCGUUGACGGUGGUUUUGUUUUAGUUAUUCGGUUUACUUUCUGUCUGU
Messenger RNA from Anopheles nili, 1833 nucleotides. Its product is annotated as connectin-like. Gene Ontology annotation, molecular function: protein binding. The record is from RefSeq and is a predicted model, not a curated record. The coding region runs from base 1 to 1539 and encodes 512 amino acids. NCBI's taxonomy places the organism in Eukaryota, Metazoa, Arthropoda, Insecta, Diptera, Culicidae. The transcript is spliced from 3 exons.